AUAUAUAUAUAUAUAUAUACUGGAGUAGCUCUCCCUUUGCAUCAUUUCUCCAUCUCUUGAUCUGGGGUUCUCAACAAACAGAAAAUAAUUACUGGUAUGGAGGAUCAGUUUCCAAAAAUAGAAACCUUCAUGCACAAGGAAUUGGUGGCAGCUUAUUGUAGUUUUCAUGGAAAGGCAACAGGCUCAAAAUAUUUUGGUGAUCCAACCAUUUGGGGUGCUCUAUCUGGGGCAACUUGUCGCGUCGAGGAUGGAAAUAGUGGCAUGAAAUCGCCGUCGCAAUCGUCUUCUGAGAGAUUAUUUUCGAGUUCGGAAUCUAGUUCUUCGGCAGAUGAUCAGGUUUCAGGUACCGAUUUGAUCGGUAACAUCCCUGGGUUUGGUAAACAGGAUGUUGUCAACCAAGAUCAUGAAAGUUGUUUCAUGUCAGGAUUGAAUUCUAUCAACGCUCUUGGAGCUAAUUCAAUAUCUGAUCAAACUAUCAAAGAAAGCUCCAUUCCUGUGAAUUUCUUGGAACCUUUUCCAACAUUAAAUAACGAAGCUCAAGUUCCUGAACCUCCUCCUCCAUCUUCGUUAUCAAAAUCCCCAAAUUUAACCUUGUUUUUGCAGGAACCAGCGGCAGCUUCAUUGUUACAUCCAUCCAAACAAGUUCUCGAUCCACCUGGCAAGGAUCAAAGAUGUGAACCUGCCAUGUCAUUGUUUCCAAACACUUCAUUUUCCAUGCCUCAACUUGGCCAAAUUCAUUGCCAACCGAGUAAUGAAUGGCUCAAAAUCAAUCAAACUUUGGCAAAUUAUUCUACCAAAGGAUUUAAUGACUAUUGGCUUAGCACUACGAAGACACAGCCGAUGAAAUACUCGGGCAGAAGAUUGCAGAACCACCAUCAAAAGCCUUCUUUUUCAUCGGCAUCAACAUCGCCCGGAAAGCUGUUUAGAGGAGUGCGGCAAAGGCACUGGGGAAAAUGGGUUGCAGAGAUUAGGUUACCAAGAAACCGGACGAGGGUCUGGCUAGGGACCUUCGACACAGCGGAAGAUGCUGCUAUCGCUUAUGACACUGCAGCUUACAUGUUACGAGGAGAUUAUGCGCAUUUGAAUUUCCCAGAUCUUAAGCAUCAACUCAAGUCUAGUUCAUUGAAUAGAACCACAGCUGCCCUUCUUGAAGCGAAGCUACAAGCGAUAUCAUCACAAGGCAGCAACAUUUCUGGUCAAAAUAAGCAUAUUAGUGAUCCACCUCCACCAUCGCCAAGCAAGAUUAAUGUGCAUGCUACAGAUGCUACAAAACUCAAAGGUUUGAGCCAAAAUACAACAAGAAAAGAGUGGCAAUUUGAGUUAAGAGGCAAAAGUGGAGGCGAAGUGAUUGAGAGCAAGAAAGGUCAAGAGGUUGUAGCAUCGGAUAUUGAUGCUAUUCAGUUAAGUAGAAUGCCUUCCUUGGACAUGGACAUGAUCUGGGAUGCUCUUUUAGUCUCUGACUCAUGAACUUUUUCUUACCUAUUUUCGCAUUUAAUUAGUAUGAUGUGAAGAUUGUCAAGAUAAAGAGUUUUUUUUUUUUUUUUAAAUUUCUUUCAUUCGAGAUUUUAGGAUCUACCAUGCAAUCUUCUUGAAAUCUGUAUUUUGCUUAAUUAUUGAUGUUCUCUAUACAGGGUUUCUUUUUGCUUCUUCCUUAA
Messenger RNA from Populus nigra (black poplar), 1655 nucleotides. Its product is annotated as ethylene-responsive transcription factor ERF062-like. Gene Ontology annotation, biological process: regulation of DNA-templated transcription. The transcript has a single exon. Lineage: Eukaryota; Viridiplantae; Streptophyta; Magnoliopsida; Malpighiales; Salicaceae. The record is from RefSeq and is a predicted model, not a curated record. Gene Ontology annotation, molecular function: DNA-binding transcription factor activity; DNA binding. Bases 97 to 1467 code for a protein of 456 amino acids.